Messenger RNA from Daldinia decipiens, 1284 nucleotides. RefSeq lists its product as uncharacterized. Lineage: Eukaryota; Fungi; Ascomycota; Sordariomycetes; Xylariales; Hypoxylaceae. The record is from RefSeq and is a predicted model, not a curated record. The annotation marks the transcript as partial. The transcript has a single exon.
AAUGAACCCAGGUGACCAUUUUCGUGUAGAAUUCGAUAUUUCGAAGGUAUCCGAUAAGAGUACAGUCAAGUACUGCGAUAACUCGAGGGGUUCUGUCAACUGUGAUAACGAUGGAUAUCAAUUCGGAUUAACCAAGAAACCCCUAUCCGGAGGUCGAAUCUCGGCUCCAAUCGAACCUACAGAGACUGAUAACCACUAUGCGCUUCUAGGAGGAGGCCAUGGUGAUUUAUACCAAUGCUCUGUCAAGUUCACACGACAUGGCGACGACGAAUUUAAACAUAUCACACUUACAAAUUGGAAGAACUCCGACCACAAAGUAGGGGAUUUCAAGAUCACAAAGCCAAAUAAAUCUCACAAACUUAAGGGAUUACCGAAGGACCUGGAACUCAAGAUUACCGGCACUAUCGGUUCGAAGAUUGGGUUCGAGUAUGCUCCUAGUGAAAAGCAGAAUCCAAAUUGGUUCGAAUGGGACACCGAGUCUACAGGAACGGGUAAAGGGCCCGCUACCGGCUCAUCCACGCAAUCAAAAACAGGCAGCUCCAGGGCUUAUUGUGCUGUUGUUAAAAAGACUGUGAAGAAGGAUGACAAGAAAGAUGACGACAGCGAUGGUAGUAGCGAUGGUAGUAACGGUGGUAAAAAGGAUAGCAAGAAGGAUAACAAGAAGGACGGCAAGAAAGAUGGAAAGAAAAAGACCAAGAGAACCGGCAGAAAGGGAAAGGGAAAGGGAAAGGAAAAGGGCACCUCAAGCCAUGGUUCACUUCCCAUCAGACCUGCUCCCGGGGGCUCGUCAGGCCAAAAUAGCGGAACUCACGCCGGAGGUCAGACGGGUACCGGAAGCCAGAAAGGUAGUGGAAGCCAAAAGGGUUCAGGGGGUCAUUCCGGAGGAAGUUCUGGAGGCCAUACUGGAGGAGGUGCCAGUGGAGGUGGUAAUAAUGGUGACAACGAGGAAAAGCUAGAGGAGAUCGAAUGUUACUUUCCCUGCUACGAACACGCCAACGGAAGGUGAGGGUAUUCCAGAUCUUCUAUCAUGAUUCCUCGUUUUGGAUAGGUGCCAUCGAGCGAGGUAAUUAUAUGCACCGGAGAGGAGCUGGGCUCUUGGGUGUGCGUAAAGACCUACCUGUCAGAUCACAAGGCUCAUUGUACAAAAUAUUUCUUGUAUAUAUUUCUUCUUUCUUUCUUUCUUUCUUUACUUUUCGCGAAUUUUCAUUCCAUCUUUUUCUUAUUUAUAUUCAUGUAUACUAUCGAAUUAUAGAAUUAAAAGCUUAACAUAGAAUUUGGUUGCAC